AUGAUCAAGUUUGGAUUUUCAACCACGGGCGAGGAGGCCGCUGCUGCGUUGUCUUCCAACAUCCGUGGCCGCACAGUGAUCGUGACUGGAGUCACGCCAGGCGGCCUUGGCCUUGAGACGGCACGCGUGAUCGCGCUGCACGAUCCAAAGCUUCUCGUUCUCGCGGGACGGUCGCGUGAGAAGCUGCAGCAGGCCGAGGAGGCGGUGAGGCGCGCGGCGCCGCAGACGGCCCUGCGCCAGCUCGUUCUCGACCUGGGCUCGCUCUCGGCCGUCCGCAAGGCCGCCGCCGAGGUGAACGGGUGGGACGACGUGCCGGCGGUCGACGUCGUGAUCAACAACGCCGGGAUCAUGGCGACCCCGUUCGCGCUGACCGAGGACGGGAUCGAGAGCCAGUUUGCGACCAAUCACGUCGGCCACUUCCUGUUCACCCAGCUCAUCAUGGCCAAGGUGCUCGCGGGCGGGCCGGGCAAGCGGGUCGUGAACCUGUCCAGCAACGCGUACAGGAGCGGCGGCGUGCGCUACGACGACUGGAACUUCCAGGACGGCAAGACGUACGAACCGUGGGCGGCGUACGGCCAGUCAAAGAGCGCCAACAUACUCUACUCCAAAUCGCUGGCGACCAAAUACAAGAGCAAGGGGCUCACGGCGUUCAGUGUGCAUCCGGGAGCGAUCUGGACCAACCUUGGGCACCACGCCAAAGACGACUUGAAGGCGAUGGGUCUUAUGGACGAGAACGGCUCGUUAAAGGACACCGAGACGAUAAAGUGGAAGACGCUUGGCCAGGGCGUCUCCACCACGAUCGUGGCGGCUUUCGAUCCCUCCAUUGCAGAUCAGAGUGGCGCGUGGCUUUCGGACUGCCAGCCCACAGAGACGCCGGAAGAAUGGCUUCAGGACCCCGACGGCCCCGACAGGCUGUGGAAACUUAGCGAGCAAUUGGUCGGACAGAAGUUUGACGCUUGA
Molecule: messenger RNA, 960 nt
Organism: Verruconis gallopava
Lineage: Eukaryota; Fungi; Ascomycota; Dothideomycetes; Venturiales; Sympoventuriaceae
Exons: 4
Coding region: 1-960 (319 amino acids)
Source: RefSeq, a predicted model, not a curated record